GCGACUUCGUCCCGCCCCUCUGCCGGCUGUUCGGCGCUGCGCGUGCUGCACUCCUCCUUCCCCUGAGCGGCGUUGGGCGGGUGGGAGCUGUGGUGCGGCGGGAAGGAGCGUUCUGCUGUCACAGGAGAAGCUAUGAGCCCCGAGGAGAAGCCGCCGCCCGGCCACUCUCGCGAUGAGCGCCCGUCUCAGCCUGCUGCCGGCAGGGGCCGAAGGCGAGGUGGCUUGCUGACGGAGAUCCGCACGCCCAUCCGCACCGAGCCCUUCCAGCAGCGCUACAGCCUCAGCCCCGGCAGGGAGCUCGGCAGAGGAAAAUUUGCAGUGGUGAAGAAAUGUAUCCAAAAAGACACUGAAAGAGAGUUUGCAGCAAAAUUCAUGAGAAAAAGAAGAAAGGGCCAAGACUGUCGGAUGGAAAUAAUCCAUGAAAUUGCAGUCCUUGAAUUGGCACAAUGCAACCUUUGGGUCAUUAACUUGCAUGAAGUUUAUGAAACUGCAACGGAGAUUAUUUUAGUCCUGGAAUACGCUGCUGGAGGUGAAAUCUUUGACCAGUGUGUUGCUGAAAGAGAGGAAGCCUUCAAAGAGAAAGAUGUGAAACGACUUAUGAAGCAGAUCUUAGAAGGAGUUUCAUUCUUGCACAGAAACAAUGUGGUUCAUCUUGACUUAAAGCCACAAAACAUUCUACUAACCAGUAAGUCUCCUCUGGGAGACAUAAAGAUAGUGGAUUUUGGCCUUUCCAGGAUAAUGAAGAGCAGUGAGGAACUAAGAGAAAUCAUGGGAACUCCAGAGUAUGUAGCCCCUGAAAUUCUAAGUUAUGAUCCAAUCAGCACAGCAACCGAUAUGUGGAGCAUUGGAGUUCUGGCAUAUAUUAUGCUAACAGGGAUAUCACCCUUCUUAGGGGAUGAUAAACAACAAACAUUCUUAAAUAUUUCUCAAAUGAAUGUAAGUUACUCAGGAGAAGACUUUGACCUCGUAUCAGAAUCUGCUGUGGAUUUCAUCAAAACUUUGCUGGUGAAGAAACCUGAGGAACGGGCAACUGCUGAAGAAUGUCUCCAGCACCCCUGGUUAGAACAAAGUGAUGAACCUUCUUGCAGGGCCUGGAGUAACAGUACAGUAGGGGAGAGCGGUGAUGCCAGCCAGAAAAAUGCAGAUUCUGCCUCUGAAAAAUCUGUACAUGUUGAGAAGACUGAAGAGGAAGAAUCAAUGGUGACAGAAGAACUAAUUGUAGUGGCUUCGUAUACUCUGGGACAAUGUAGGCAGUCAGAAAAAGAAAAAACAACUGAGCAGAAAGCCAUUUCCAAACGAUUCAAGUUUGAGGAACCAUUACUGCAAGAAAUACCAGGAGAAUUCAUUUAUUGAACUAUGUGUUACUUCAUAGCAGUGUUUUCUGCUAAACAAAAAUAUCCUAGUCAAGGGAAUCUCUGAUAUGCAAUAAAUGUUCUAGACAAAAGAAAAUGUUGAUAGAUGGCAUCUAAGGAGAAUGUGCCACGUUUUUAAUUUCAUGGAAGAAAUAAACAAGAUUUCAAGAGGCUGGCAGGAAUUCAGCAAAGAUGAAAGCUUAUUUUUGUUUAUUUUUUGUCUCUGGAUAGCAGACAAAUUCUGUUAAUUGCUCUGAUGUUCUGGAGGCAUUGAUAUUAUAAGAAAAGUUUCGGUGACAGAUGUCAAGAGAAGUAUGUUUUAGGAUACGCUUUGUCAUGCAGUACAAAUAUAUAAUGCUGGAUUUUCCUCAAAUAUUUUUUAGCAUUCCUGACUUCAGUGGACAUGUCUACUGAUCUAAAAAAUACGUAUGAAAUAAUUUGACUGGUUUGACAGAUUUCAAAACUACACUAUGUAUAUAUUUCUUUACAUUUUCAUCACAUCCAAAGACUUGCAUUUAGUGUAUAGUGAGCUGGAUUUCUCUAGCAAACAGUGCAUAUGUCCCACAGGUAGAGACAUCUUAUCAGUAAACAAUUCCAGAAACAGUAAUGACAUUUCUUUAUUUGGGAGCGUGGUAAAAUUCUGCUCUGGAGAAUGGUAAAUCUCCCAAAGGCAGCCUCUUGAGAACCCACAGACUGCUGCUCCCUCUGUCUCCUAUGCUGGGCCAGGUACACUAGCAGAACCCAGCUCAGUGUGUCUGCACGUUGCUGAUGAGUGGCCAGCAAAGAAAAUGACAGUCAUGUGCAGCAAUUAUUGAAGUUCUCUUGCUUCAACAUUUUAGUUCAGUUUGUCCAUCUAAUGAUAAAUCAGCCCUUGAUUUCUGCUCCCUCUUCCCCACCCCAAACCCAACUGAGGUUUUACUGGGAGCAUGAGGUCAUCGCUGCCUUCUUUUUGUUCUGUUCUAACUGCUGCUUUAGAAAGAAAGAAGCUAAAUUGCAUAACCUUUUUCAAUAUAGCUAUCAGAUGAGGAAGAAGAUGCUAUAUCCUCUGAAACAGUGAAGCACAACUCAUACCUCGUGCUUCCCAAUCACUCCCCCUUAGACACUUGGAAAAAACAUAUGUGUAUGAUAGGGUAGAGUUGGGUUAGGGAGCAGUAUGGAUGGGUCAUAGUUCUCAAUGGACACAGUCCCUCACAGAAUAAAACCAGGACUAACCAGGCAUCAGAACUGACUGGUUUUUGCAAUGUAUGGAUAUCUGAAGAUAUUGGACUGAGUUCUAGUUUUCUAAGAAAUCUUUCAUAUUGAUGCUGUUCCAAAGUUUAAUUUUUAUGUAUUUGAAAUUUAGUACUAUUAUAUUGCACACUGUUAACUAUUCAACUAUUUAUUUGGUUUCCUUGUGCCAUUCCUUUAUAAUAAACCCUGACAAAAGUUUUCUUGCUGUAAAACAGUGAAUAGAAACUCUUAAGAUA
Molecule: messenger RNA, 2818 nt
Organism: Numida meleagris (helmeted guineafowl)
Lineage: Eukaryota; Metazoa; Chordata; Aves; Galliformes; Numididae
Gene: STK17A
Product: serine/threonine kinase 17a
Exons: 7
Coding region: 133-1353 (406 amino acids)
Biological process (GO): positive regulation of apoptotic process; intracellular signal transduction; protein phosphorylation
Cellular component (GO): nucleus
Molecular function (GO): ATP binding; protein serine/threonine kinase activity
Source: RefSeq, a predicted model, not a curated record